CUUAAAGGUCCGAGAAAUGAAGUGCUCGCAGUCACAGAAGUGGUAUAAUUAACAACUUUUUAUUGUACACGUGGGCAUGAAGUUCUGGCAUCGAAGCUCCAAAGUCCAAAGACAGAGCAGAACCCAGAACACGAUGAAGAAAGAAGUAACGCCACCUGAAGGGAUGCGUGAUUAAACAAUUAUCCAACUCUAGUAGUAGUAAAUAGAAAUUGAAGAAGGAAACUCUGGGUAUUGUCUUGUCUUGUUUUGUCUUUCUUUCGUUUUACUAUAUGUAUUUCGACUUUGAAUUGAAUCUCUGCAAAAACAGAAGAUAAUUAGGAUAUUUUAGGGUUUAAUUAGACUUAGGGUUCAAGAUUCGUUUCUUCAUUUUGAAAGCAGGAAGAGUUUUCAACCUAUCAUUAAUGGAAUCCAAGAUAAGUGAUACCAAGGAAAAUGAAAACAAGGAGGCCGAGCUAGCUGUUCCAGGAGCUUCCGAGACGAACGAUGGAGGCCAUCCUGUUAAUGCACAGCUUCAGCAACAUCCUUCUUCUCCUUCCUCCGUGCCUUUGGAGGCUUACUCAAUAACCUCUCCCACUGGGAAUGCCAGUGCUGAUAACAACAUACAACCACUUUCUACUCCACCUCAGCACUCUGCGAGCUUUCUUCCUGUCCAUAGUCAACAACCUUCACUGAAGUCUGCUACCGAAGUCUCAAGUAAUGUGAAAUCUAAAUCCUCUGCUAUUUCUGAUUUCAAGACGCCUACAGAUGCUAAAAGCGACUCCCCUUCCUCCAAUCAUAUUCAAAUCGCUGAAGCCACAACUGUUUUUAAAACUGAAACCUCCUUUGUCUCACCCACUAAACUCACUGCUAAUGCCAAAACUGAAACUUCUUCUGCAUUACUUCAGAGUAAAACUAAUAAUGCUGGUGACCCAGUACCCACCUGCCCUAACGAACUUCAACCGCUUAUACCUUUUCCAUCACUUUCUGAUAUGAAAUUGGUGCAGAAGAGGGGGGAAGAUUUGAAGAAUGAGGUCAAUAAGCUGGACUUAACUACACCCCCUGUUAACGGGAACAGAAAUUCCGAGCUCUCAUUUCUCUUGGAUGAUGUUCAUUUUUCUGAUGGCAAUGACUCAGGAACAGAAGACGAGCAAUUGGUCUUCAUGAAGCAACUGGAAAAUUUCUUCAAAGAGAGGGGCAUGGAAUUUAAGCCUCCUAAAUUUUAUGGUGAAGGACUCAAUUGCCUCAAGUUGUGGAGAGCUGUUACUAAAUUGGGUGGCUAUGACAAGGUAACUUCAUGUAAAUUGUGGCGGCAAGUGGGAGAAUCAUUCAAGCCCCCAAAGACCUGCACCACUGUUUCAUGGACAUUUCGUGGUUUCUAUGAGAAGGCACUCCUUGAUUAUGAAAGGCAUAAGACAUGCGGGGGUGAGCUUAAUAUACCUGUUGCUUCCCAAUCAGAGCCUAUGAAUGUUGUUAAUCAGGCUUCAGGAUCAGGUAGAGCACGAAGGGAUGCAGCUGCACGUGCUAUGCAGGGUUGGCACUCACAACGCCAUUUCCGUAAUGGUGAAGUCAGUGACCCAAUAAUUAAGGAUAAGAAUCCUAUUCCUCUGCAAAAGCAUGAAAAACAGCUUAAAAGCCUGGGUUUGCUUAAACGUAAGAAACCAUCUUACUUGGACCAUGCUGUCAAAGCUGCAACUACCAAAGUAUCUAAGGCACAUGUGGAGACAGCAGUGGUUGAUAUUGGACCCCCUGCAGAUUGGGUUAAGAUCAAUGUGCAGAAAACUAAAGAUUGUUUUGAGGUCUAUGCUUUAGUUCCGGGGCUUCUUCGUGAGGAGGUGCGUGUUCAAUCUGAUCCUGCAGGACGCCUGGUAAUAAGUGGCAAGCCUGAGCAUCCAGAUAAUCCUUGGGGUGUUACACCAUUCAAAAAGGUUGUCAGCUUGCCCUCGAGGAUUGACCCCCAUCAAACGUCAGCGGUGGUAACCCUUCAUGGACAGUUGUUUGUACGCGUUCCACUUGCACAAGUUGACUAGUGGACUUAAGGUGUCUGCUCCACCUUCUGUGUGAAGAGGUGAGAGAGAGUGACUAGGAUUUAAGCCAGAGGCAAUUGAACGUAGUGUGAAUCACUGUGUGGUACUUUAUGCUUUGCUCUGCGGCCCGAAUUAGGCAUGCCACAGUUUUAAUUUUAAACAAGUGUAGUAUUUGAUUUUCGUUUCUAAUAUAAAAAGUAGUGUACGUCAUUUA
Messenger RNA from Durio zibethinus, 2217 nucleotides. RefSeq names its product AT-rich interactive domain-containing protein 3-like. Gene Ontology annotation, molecular function: DNA binding. NCBI's taxonomy places the organism in Eukaryota, Viridiplantae, Streptophyta, Magnoliopsida, Malvales, Malvaceae. Gene Ontology annotation, cellular component: nucleus. Gene Ontology annotation, biological process: regulation of transcription by RNA polymerase II. The record is from RefSeq and is a predicted model, not a curated record.